Molecule: messenger RNA, 1981 nt
Organism: Drosophila elegans
Lineage: Eukaryota; Metazoa; Arthropoda; Insecta; Diptera; Drosophilidae
Product: DNA repair protein XRCC3
Exons: 5
Coding region: 302-1327 (341 amino acids)
Biological process (GO): telomere maintenance via recombination; double-strand break repair via synthesis-dependent strand annealing; t-circle formation
Cellular component (GO): Rad51C-XRCC3 complex; replication fork
Molecular function (GO): four-way junction DNA binding; ATP binding; ATP-dependent DNA damage sensor activity
Source: RefSeq, a predicted model, not a curated record
AAGACUAUGAUUUGAGUGGAUUAAAAUCUGUAUAAGUAUCUUUUCAACAACCUGUAAGAUGAAGUACAGUGGAGCUGAGUAACAGUAGUUGACCCACAUAAAAAAUGGCGCCAACAGCUGAUUUUAAGCGAAAGCCGGCUUUUAUUUACCUGCUGCACUCGUUCGCAAAUCGUCGCUGAUUACUCGGCUGUUUGAUCGAUAAUCCUGCGGAAUAACUCCAAUUGCGGAGGUGUUGAGACACCUUCCGUGUUCGCUGGGCAAUCAUAUCACGCAAUCACAUCGAGGACAUGCCAUCGCAGUGAUGACAAACUUUCUGGAUCAGUUGCCGAAGCGCAUCAGGGAAAUCGCUGAGCAGGUUAAUGUCCUGGCACCGGAGGAGGUGCUGACAACGCCGCCAGUUCGGUUCCUGGACACGCGCCAAGAAUCCCUGUACACCGUAGUGCGGCAGUGCACUCCGGAUGAUGUGAGGGUGCUCAAGGAUGCGGCGGCCAAGUGGCUGGCUGAGAUGCCUCAGACAGCCGAUUCCCUUUUCAAGCCGCUUGUCAAUGUGAGAUGGUCUCGGGUAUCCUUUGGCUGUUCCGCCCUAGAUCGUUGCACUGGAGGGGGCGUGGUCACUCGGGGAAUAACCGAACUUUGUGGAGCAGCCGGCGUUGGCAAGUCCCAGCUGCUCCUCCAGUUAUCAUUGUGCGUCCAGCUGCCCACCGAGCUGGGAGGAUUGGGCAAGGGCGUGGCCUACAUUUGCACAGAGGAUGCUUUUCCGGCCAGAAGAUUGCUGCAGAUGAGCAAGGCCUGCGAAAAGCGACAUCCCAAAGAGAAACUCAACUUUCUGGGAAACAUUUUCGUGGAACAUCAUUACGAGACCGAACCCCUCCUGAAUUGCAUUAGAAAUCGUUUGCCGCGACUGAUGCAACAACAUGGCGUUGGGCUGAUCAUUAUAGAUUCCGUGGCAGCAAUAUUCCGGCUGUACACGGAUUUUUUAGAGCGGGCCCGUCAGAUGCGUCGCCUGGCAGACGCUCUUCUCACUUAUGCGGAUAAGUACAACUGUGCAGUGGUCUGCGUCAACCAGGUGGCCGCCAGUGGAGGUCAGGAUGAGGUUCCCUGCCUGGGAUUGCAAUGGGCACACUUGGGACGAACCCGCCUGCGAGUUUCACGGGUGCCCAAGCAGCACCGAAUGGGAGAUCAGUUGAUCACGGUGCGCAAACUGGAUAUCCUCUAUUCGCCAGAGACCCCCAAUGAUUUUGCCGAGUUCCUCAUAACCGAGGAAGGCGUGGUGGAUGUUCCGGAGCCAACUCCAACCCGCCCACCUGCCAAAAUGCGUCGACUGUGAUCGAUUGAAUUUAUUCUGUAUAUUUUGUUUUCGUUUAAUUUGUUGAAUUUAAAAUGUGUAAUGGCCGAGAAAUCCAUCAGCCAUAUUAUUGUUUUAUAAUCCUAUUAAAUCUAGCGGAAAUGGCAGAAUGCAAUUAAUUUUAAAGAUCAUUGUAAACAAAUUUAAGCAACUAAGAAUUUGGUAUUUCAAAGACUUUGUAUCGGUUUCUAUUUAAUUUUGGUUGAAAUAAGUCAUAAAAAAAAAUUUGAAACAUGGACUUAAGUUUAUUAUUUUGAAAAUGUAGUUAUAAGAUCCAAAUAAAAUUAAAAUUCUUACAAUUCCGCUAAAUUUAAUCAGAAUUUAAACUGUUUUCCGGGCUAUAUCAUCUCAUUUGUAGCCUUAGUUUCAUUUUUUGUACAAACACUCAAUAAAUAUGUUUCAUUCAAUUGCAAUUUACAGGGUAGCAGAGCUUACAGGCCUACAUAUUAUAUAGUUCAUAGUUCAAGUAGUAAAAUCAAUUUUGUAAUCGCCUCGUAUACAUUAUCACAUGAAAUUCUCGAAAGUUCAGAUUACAAUUUGCCAUGGUUUACGCGGACAUUUAAAUGCGACAUUUACAAAAGCUUAGCCUUAGCGUUUAAGUAUAUUAAAUAAAUUAAAUACAAGCCUAAAGGUGAA